This is a messenger RNA of Felis catus (domestic cat), 4224 nucleotides long. It is a transcript of the gene FNTA, whose product is annotated as farnesyltransferase, CAAX box, alpha. Gene Ontology annotation, cellular component: cytoplasm; CAAX-protein geranylgeranyltransferase complex; protein farnesyltransferase complex. NCBI's taxonomy places the organism in Eukaryota, Metazoa, Chordata, Mammalia, Carnivora, Felidae. Gene Ontology annotation, biological process: protein farnesylation; protein geranylgeranylation. The record is from RefSeq and is a predicted model, not a curated record. The transcript has 9 exons. Bases 33 to 1178 code for a protein of 381 amino acids. Gene Ontology annotation, molecular function: CAAX-protein geranylgeranyltransferase activity; protein farnesyltransferase activity.
CUGCCACCACCUCCGCUGCGGACCGAAACGAGAUGGCGGCCACUGAGGGGGUCGGGGAGGCUGCGCGGGGCAGCGCGUCCGGUCAGCCGGAGCCGCCGCCGCCCCAGCCGCACCCUCCGCCGCCCCAGCAGCAGCAGCCCCAGGAAGAAGCUAUGGCGGCUGAGUCCGGAGAAGCGGUGGCGUCCCCUAUGGACGACGGGUUCCUGAGCCUGGACUCGCCCACCUAUGUCCUGUACAGGGACAGAGCAGAAUGGGCUGAUAUAGAUCCAGUGCCGCAGAAUGAUGGCCCCAAUCCAGUGGUCCAGAUCAUUUAUAGUGAAAAAUUUAGAGAUGUUUAUGAUUAUUUCCGGGCUGUUCUGCAGCGUGAUGAAAGAAGUGAACGAGCUUUUAAACUAACCAGAGAUGCUAUUGAGUUAAAUGCAGCAAAUUAUACAGUGUGGCAUUUUCGGAGAGUUCUCUUAAAGUCACUUCAAAAGGAUCUACAUGAGGAAAUGAACUAUAUCACUGCAAUAAUUGAGGAACAGCCCAAAAACUACCAAGUUUGGCAUCAUAGGCGAGUAUUAGUGGAAUGGCUAAAAGAUCCAUCUCAGGAGCUAGAGUUUAUUGCUGAUAUUCUUAAUCAGGAUGCGAAGAAUUAUCAUGCCUGGCAACAUCGACAGUGGGUUAUUCAGGAAUUUAAACUUUGGGAUAAUGAACUGCAGUAUGUAGACCAACUUCUCAAAGAGGAUGUGAGAAAUAACUCUGUCUGGAACCAAAGAUACUUCGUAAUUUCUAACACCACUGGCUACAAUGAUCGUGCUAUAUUGGAGAGAGAAGUCCAGUACACGUUGGAAAUGAUCAAACUAGUACCACAUAAUGAAAGUGCUUGGAACUAUUUGAAAGGAAUUUUACAGGAUCGUGGUCUUUCCAAAUAUCCCAAUCUGUUAAAUCAGUUACUUGAUUUACAACCAAGUCACAGUUCCCCCUACCUAAUUGCCUUUCUCGUGGAUAUCUAUGAAGACAUGCUAGAAAACCAAUGUGACAACAAGGAGGACAUUCUUAAUAAAGCAUUAGAGUUGUGUGAAAUCCUAGCUAAAGAAAAGGACACUAUAAGAAAGGAAUAUUGGAGAUACAUCGGAAGAUCCCUUCAAAGCAAACACAGCACGGAGAGUGACCCGCCAACAAAUGUACAGCAAUAACACCAUCUAGAAGAACUCGAUGGAAUGAUUUUAUUUUUUUAAGAGACUCUAAUGCAGGAGUUUAAAACUAAAGUGAUCAUUCCCUUUGCCUGUGGUAUAAAACGCACACAGGUAUUGCUUUUUAACAAGAACUAAGUGUGAUGCUCCUUGGGUGCUGCUGCUAUUCAGACUAGUAACUUGAUUCUUCUUAAGCAAAGUGAUUUGGUGGGGGAAGGAGAAGAAACAAAGUCCCGUUCAGGAACUUUUGUAGUCUUACCAACAUUUGUUCUAAUCCCUUAGCAUCAGCUCUUCCCUACAGGGUAUAUGCGUCAGAAUUUGCAGCAUUAAUGAGUGCGGGUAACUUGUAUGUAAUGCAUAUAAGGUAAUUUAAAUUUUGGUUCAGGAAGCAGGGAAUGCAGUUGUUACAUUAGAGCUGCUAUGCCACACUCACAGUAUCUUGCUAUCACUGUAACCAACUAAUGCCAAAAGAAUGGUUUUAUAAUAAAAUGAUAGAUGUAUCCUAAAACAAUGACAAAGUACUUUGAUUUUUUUAAAUAGUAUUUAAGUAUGUACAAGGGACAUUGUCUCAGCUUAGAAAAGCCACUGAGAAAGAAAAUACUGCCAUAGAACUAUAGAAACCAGAAUCAUGAUUAUGUUAAAGGAAACGUUAUUAGAAUGUGAAUUGGUCAGUUCUUUAAAUUAUUUUUUUCACUGUUUAUUUAUUUUUGAGAGACAGAGAGACACUGAACAUGAGUGGGGGAGGGGCAGAGAGAGGGAGACACAGAAUCUGAAGCAGGCUCCAGGCUCUGAGCUGACAGCACCAGAGCCCGACGUGGGGCUUGAACCCACAAACUGAGAUCAUGACCCGAGCCGAAGUCAGAUGCUUAACUGACUGAGUCACCCAGGUGCCCUGAAUUGGUCAAUUCUUGACAUCAACAAAAUCUACUCAAGACAGUUUAGUCCUACAGGGUUUAUUAAGGUAUAUAGUAACUCACAGAAUGAUUACCUGAUCUUCCAUAAAUACAUGGCCCAGCCACACUGUAGCACUGGGCCAUCGAAUUGCUGUUGCCUGUGCCGGGAUCAGGAAACUGCUGACAGGCUGCCACUCCAGGACUGUGCACCCCUGCCCCAUUGCGUGCGGGCACAUCUGCUUCCCUUCCCACAUGGUGCAGCUCCCAAUUACAGGCUCACUCACUUUGGUGGGUCAGAUUAGAAAGAACCUGAAUGACAUCUAAAACUCUGAACUGCAAAGGAAUCUGGCAAAUGUAGUUUAUAGCUUUCCAGCCUCUACAGUUCAGGAAGACAUGCCAGAGUAAAGUGUUGAACAGUUUAGUUCUCUGUACCUGUGCAUAAUUAAAUCUCACUUUCUGAAUAAAGAGUUCUUGUUCAGUGUUCAAAGCACCAAACUACAACUAAAGGAAUUUAUAUACAGUAGGAUAGUCUUCUGAAGAAUUUAGGAAAUAAUAUUUUUAACAUUUCAUAUCUUUUUGCUGUUUUAGACUCAAAAAUCUGAUUUGAUAUUUUAAAUUGUCAUAUGAAGUCUCAUUCUUAAUGUAGACCAUUUCAAGCGUUAUACGGAACAAAAACCUUACAGAGAAGUUGCAAGAUAGCAUUUACUUCCAGAAGCUAUCUCAUCGGUGUCCCAAAAUUGAUUGGAUUCUGAGUUAUAGGCUGAACAAAGUUCAUCAAGACUGUUUAAUAAGAAGCAGAAUUUACACUGAGAAAUGUAAGUGAAGCAGACCAGACACAGCUGAAUUAGCCUGGUUACUUGGCAUUUUAUUUUCUGCCUGAGGUGGCAAUUCAUUUAUUAAAACAUUGCUUUGUGGGCAUGGGAUCAGGUGAGGAGGCUCUGUGAUUUAAAUGUAUAACGAUUUUAGGCUCUGCUAAUCCUGACAAGGACCAUCUCCUUAAUGGACAACUGGACACAUAAACCUGGCAGCACACUCCUUUCACUGGACCAGCAAUUAACAUGUCUGUGGAGGGGGCGCCUGGGUGGCUCAGUUAGUUAAACGUCCGAUUUCAGGUCAGGUCAUGAUCUCGCAGUUCGCAAGUUCGGGCCCCUCCUCAGGCUCUGUGCCAACAGCUCAGACCCUGGAGUCUGUUUCGUAUUCUGUGUCUCCCUCUCUGCCCCUCCCUGUUCACACUCUGUUUUUCUCUCUCUCAAAAAUAAACAUUUAAAAAAAAAAAAAAGAAAAAACACGUCUGUGGAGGAGUCUGCUAGUUCAGAACUACUUGGCUUAAUAACACUGUCACUGUGUUGCUGAUUUGCACUGUUGGUGCAAAAACAAUGGUGGGUAAAACUGCUGGUGCCUUACUACGAAACAAGGCAGUGGUACUCAGUAGUUGCUGUAUUCUUCACUGCCACAUAUUCACUGAAACAUGUCUUUGAUGAGUCAGUAAUUAUAUAUUUUAUUCACAAUACUCUGUCUUUUCAGUACUUUGUGUGACCAAAUGAGUUUGUGCAUAAAGCAUAUCUUUCUGGUUGUCUUGAAGAAAAGCAUUUGUACAAUUGUGAAGUGGGCCAAACAGGCCACUUCUCAUAAGCACCACUUUUACUUGAAAGAACAAUUGAUAAACUGGUUACUCAUACUUGGGUGGCUGGCAUACAUUUUCUCCAAAAUGAAUGAAGAGUUUGUCACUUCAGUUUGUCAUAGGAAACAACUGAGUGUUUAUUGCCAAUGAUAAAAUUUGAGUUUUCAAAUGAAAAUUUUAAUCUACCGCGGUAAGGCUGGCAACUUCCCAAUACCUAUUACAGACCUUUCAAAUGAAAUCAAUAUGUUAUUAAUUAAAGUGAAUAAUUUUUAAGAAUUUUGAUACUGUUUAAAUGUGUCAACAAUUGGGAGAGAUACAUAACUGAAAGAACCAUUGUUUUCCAAAUGACCAAUUCAUGAUGUUAUCAUGCACAGAUAAACAAUCCAUUCAGAUUAUAAAUCAGAGAAGGUUGCAGAUUCCACAUUGCAACUGACCUUUGAAAAACCACCCCUUGUCAGAUUUUGGUGUAGUAUCAGAGUAUCAGAGGUAUCACAACUUCUGAAAAGGCUAUUAAAAUAUUCCCUUUCCAACUAUA